UCAGCAGAGCAGAGCAGAGAGAAAGAAAAGAGCUUUCUGUGUUUCUUCCUCCUCUUGGCUUUGUUAUUGGGUGACAGUAGAACUGGCAGGCGUUGGUGUAGCUGAGAAAAGUUUCUUAACGCUACAGCUAGAAUUCUUCUCCUUAAGUAAAAUCAUCAACCUCUGAGCACAAUGUUACGGCGGAGACCUUCAAAUGCUUCAGAGAAGGAACAGGGUCAGGUGCAGAAGAAGAAGUUGACACUCCAGAGGUCCAGUAGCUUUAAAGAUUUCAUGAAGCCAAAGCCAUCCUCACCUGUGGUGAAUCCUGAGCUCACACUGGAGGAGUCGCUGCCAGAGAGUGAAGUCCACGAGAACUCUGAAAAAAACGGUGGGAAGCUGGCAAAGAAAUGGAGGAACGUCAUCAGUCGCACAAUGACUCGGAAGACAUCCAAGAUGGUACAGAAAGUUCUUGCAGAGGAAGGGAUUGAGAGUGGAGAAGAUAGCUCAAUGUCUCCAAUAUCCCCUAAUGACUGGACUCCAGAUCUGAGUGCUGGAAACCGGAUAUCUAUGUGUUCCAAUAGUUCAGAAGACACCACACAUUAUCCCCUGUGUCGUCAGUUGUCUGGGUGUGGGGACAGGCAAAGUUUGGACAGUGGCUUCAGUCAGAGGGACAGUAUGGACAACACUUAUAAUGGACCAUUUUGUGGCAGGGCCCGUGUGCACACUGACUUCACCCCCAGUCCCUAUGACAUUGACUGCCUCAAAUUGCAGAAAGGUGAUAUCAUCCAAAUCAUUGAGAAGCCACCGGUAGGCACUUGGACUGGAAAGCUCAAUAACAAAGUGGGCUCCUUUAAGUUCAUAUAUGUCGAAGUGCUCCCAGAAGAGAACACACCACCUCGGAGAAAGCGUUGCCACAGUCAGGGACAGUUCAAUAAGCCCAAGCCGAAAACGCUGGAUGAAGUUUUGGAAAGGAUUGGCCUUAAAGACCUUGAAUCUCUUCUAUCCAUGCAUGGCUUCCAAAGUUUGGAGGACUUUAGUGGACUGAAGGAAUCCCACCUGAAUGAGUUAAACAUCACAGAUCCUGAACAGCGCACCAAGAUAUUGACAGCAGCUGAAUUGCUUCAUGAUUCUGAGGGAGAGUCUGAUGAAGAGGCGGAGAAAGCUGAGGAGAAGGUUGACAUGCCGCGGGACUCUGGUUGCUAUGAAAGCACAGAAAACCUGACAAAUGGGCGCGAGGAGAGUGAAAUGGAGGCCAAAACAGGACCUGGUGAAGAUAAAGAUACAGAAACAGAGACACAGCUUGACACAGUUGAGAAGAAGCUGCAAGACCUGACUGUGGAGGAGGAGUCCUGAGAGUAUUGAAUCAACACUGGAAAAACUCUAUCGCUGUGCUUCAGGGACUCAAUUUCCUUCAUUGAUGGAGCAGAAGUGUUUGUAGCAGCCCAACUAACAUGGCACACCUGCUUCCAAUGUUAAGUCAAGAAUGCUGAAUUACAGGGACCAUGAAUAUAAUCUAAUUUCUGUUUGAUGCAGCAGAGAGCGUUUAUACAGUCAUCUCACUGUGAAUGGACAGUGGCCAUUUUGUUUCUGUCAUUCUGAGAAGAUUCUUAGAAUUUUUUUUAAUUGCUUUUACACACAUUUUAUGCUGUAAACAGAAUAAAAAUGGACAUUGACACUUUGUCUGUUGGUUAUGGUCAUACAUUUAUCUGGCCUAAAUUAUGCUGUAUAAUAGAUAUUGGAUUACUAUAUAGUUCUAUAUAGUAAUUGAAUAACUUUCUAUAUAGUUUCAUGUAUAUUCAAAAUAUUUUAACUUUAUAACUACUUGAUCUAAUAUUUUUAAAUGCCUUUUGAUUAUGAAUGUACAAUGCAGUAUGUCCGAUGUAUUGUUAUAUUUUUCUAAACAGCCUGUGACAAAAUGGGAUUGAAAGAGUACUGGCUGUAUGCUUUAUUACUGCCUUUGUCCUACACAUGUCGAAGUACAAUCAUCCAUUCCUGUAUGUGUUUUUCUGUAUAGUUUUUGUCAUUUUUACUUCAGUUGCCAGCUUUCUGUCAUAUUUAUGUUAUCAAUGUCUUGUUUACGGUCAACUAUUUUGCAAACAUUAGUAAAGAAAUACAAUAAUAGGGGAAUAAAAAAAUUAAUAAAAAAAAAUGUACAGCACAAACAAAGUGCAUCAGAAUUGUUGGUUUUCCUGAAAAAAAAAACAAUAAUAAAUGUACAGUGAGGAAAAUAA
This is a messenger RNA of Silurus meridionalis, 2210 nucleotides long. RefSeq names its product SAM and SH3 domain containing 3 (gene sash3). NCBI's taxonomy places the organism in Eukaryota, Metazoa, Chordata, Actinopteri, Siluriformes, Siluridae. The record is from RefSeq and is a predicted model, not a curated record. Gene Ontology annotation, molecular function: protein binding. The transcript is spliced from 8 exons. The coding region runs from base 172 to 1332 and encodes 386 amino acids.